Messenger RNA from Fonsecaea multimorphosa CBS 102226, 888 nucleotides. RefSeq lists its product as uncharacterized. The transcript is spliced from 3 exons. Gene Ontology annotation, molecular function: catalytic activity. The record is from RefSeq and is a predicted model, not a curated record. Lineage: Eukaryota; Fungi; Ascomycota; Eurotiomycetes; Chaetothyriales; Herpotrichiellaceae. The coding region runs from base 1 to 888 and encodes 295 amino acids.
AUGUCGCUUCCCUGGACACGCCUCAUACGUUUCCGGGCGAGAGAUGGUCGAAUUCUACGUGGUGAACCUAUUCUUCCGACCGACGACUAUGACUUGGGAAGUUUACCUGUAGCACCUACUCUCAAGGCGAAGGUCCUCGUUGGAUCCGAUAUUUUUGAUCGAUCCGGUGCUACUCGAUUGUCGGAUGAAGUGGUAAUUGUGGAUGAAAUCCUGGGGCCGUUGGAACGAGCAGAGGUUCCAAUCCUCCGCUGUAUAGGCUUAAAUUACAAAUCUCACAUUGCUGAAACAGGCCGUCCUCCGCCUCCUGUACCAAGUCUCUUCGUCAAACCGAGACACUGCGUGCAUGACCAUGGGGCUGACGUUAUAAUACCUCCAGUAUGUCAGGACGACCAGGCUGACUAUGAGGGAGAGUUAUGUUUCGUCAUUUGCAAGGACGCAAAGAAUGUUCCAUUGGACGAGGCUACCGACUACAUUGGUGCUUUCACCUGCGGCAAUGAUAUUUCCUCACGCAAAUGGCAACGAGACCCGAAACUAGCUGGCUUUCUCCCACAAUGGACUUACGGCAAGAGCUUCGACACCUAUGCGCCACUGGGGCCGUGCUUGGUCUCAAGUGAAGUGAUUGCAGAACCCAGCAGGCUAUGGUUGACCACGACCGUCAACGGAGAGCAACGGCAGUCUUCAAGUGUUGAUCUCUUGUUCGACUGUGCAUAUCUCGUACACUUUUUCAGCCAGGGGCAGACAUUGGAGAAGGGCACAGUAUUCAUGACUGGCACGCCUGGAGGAGUCGGUGAUCGAAUGCAACCCCCUCAGUAUUUGAAGCCCGGAGAUGUGGUCACUGUCGCUAUCUCACAAAUCGGCACACUCAGAAACGGCAUAAAGCAUGAAUAG